UCAGCACUGAGGAGGAGCCGCACCUUUAGGAAUGCCAAGAGGGUAAAAGUAUGUAGGUAGGGCCAUGAAAAACAGGCAUCGAUGAGACCUUCGGCUGUUACGAGCACAGAAUCCAGACCCAGGUGGACAGAUGCAGCCGCGCCCCUGCUCCGGGCAAGACAGCAAGAUGAGAUUUCUAUGGUGCCUGGCAUCAGGGAUCAAUUAUCUGCUCUUCCUGUUGUUGUCUAUCCUCUUAGCAGUCACCGGAACAAGAACCUCCACCAUUACACCAAUGCCCUCGGUAGUUACCAAUGGUAGUACAUCACAGGCUACUAAUACCACACUGGCACCAGCAGAUGCCACUUCUACCAAGAGCCCCUUGCCUGGCAUAACCGCACAACCAGUCAGCACAAUCAACAGUGCUACACCUACCUCUUCACCAUCCAACACCACAGCUGUGCCUACAAGAGAGGACAUCACAACUGUUAUACCAAUGGCCACCAAUGGCACCCACCCAUCAAGCACAAGUGGCAUCACUGCCCGGCCACUAGGCAACACUGCCCUGCCAAUGGACAACAACACCUCAGCUGCAUCAACUGGAACCAGUACCGUAGCAAGUAACUCUACAUCAGGCACAAGGCCAGAGAAUCAACGAUUGAAGUUCUGGGGAAUCAUUCUGAUCUCGUUAGCAGUGACGGCGACGGUUGUUGCCGGAUUCGUCGGGUGCUGCUAUUUUUUCAGAAAGAAUAAUUUCUAAGAUGUGCGCAUCCUAGCUCUUCUCCUCAGAUCUUCAGAUCAUCUUGUUCAAUAAUAUGUAACCUUGAAUGCAAAGACAAAAGAGUAUAGCAAGAAAAACUGCUGUUAUUCUUGACAACCAAGGUCCAUCAAGCUUGGGCUGAGGGUAACUUCCAGAGCAUCCUCCAACGGGACAUUGACAUUCUUGAACAAGCAUGGAAAGAAAGAAAGAAAGAAAGAAAGAAAGAAAGAAAGAAAGAAAGAAAGAAAGAAAGAAAGAAAGAAAGAAAGAAAGAAAGAAAGAAAGAAA
Molecule: messenger RNA, 1024 nt
Organism: Sphaerodactylus townsendi
Lineage: Eukaryota; Metazoa; Chordata; Lepidosauria; Squamata; Sphaerodactylidae
Product: cell wall integrity and stress response component 4-like
Exons: 5
Coding region: 131-736 (201 amino acids)
Source: RefSeq, a predicted model, not a curated record